Molecule: messenger RNA, 1083 nt
Organism: Meloidogyne enterolobii
Lineage: Eukaryota; Metazoa; Nematoda; Chromadorea; Rhabditida; Meloidogynidae
Source: the annotation of a GenBank genome assembly
AUGCAAGAAUCAAAAGUAAUUAUUUUGGAAGGUUCUAAUUUUUUCAGACAAUAUUUGGUUUAUUCAAUUUUAAGUGGAAGAAGGAUAUCUAUAAGAAAUAUUAGGCCAUAUGAUGAUUCUCCUGGAAUUAAAGGCACACAAGUUGACUUCUCGCCUGGAACUUUGCAAGGAGGGAGUUUUGAAUUUCAAUGUGGAACUGAACGUUGUAUCAGUUAUUUUCUUGAGCCCCUCAUUUUUCUUGCGCCGUUUUGUAAAAUUGCAAUAAAUGGAAACCUUAAAGGAUUGACAAAUGUGCCUGACGAGCUAAGCGUAGAUGCUAUUAAUAAUACAUGGUUACCAGUUUUUUCGCGUUUUGUACCAACAGAUGAUGAUUUAUACUUAAAGAUUAAUGCCAGAGGUUUUUUGCCAGAUGCAGGUGGAUCUGUAACAUUUUGCAGUCCAAUAAAAAAGAAUUUGAGACCUGUCCAAUUUGUAAAACCUGGAAAAAUAUGCAAAAUUCGAGGUCUUGCUUAUGUUUGUAAAGUUUCCCCUUCAAUUGCUUCGAGAAUGAUUGAAGCAGCAAAGAAGAUGUUGCAUGGAUAUAUUUCUGAUGUUUACAUAACUAUUGACCAACGAAAAGGUCCCCAAGGAGGAUUGUCCCCAGGUUUUGGAAUUUUUAUAACCGCUUCGACUACAGAAGGUGUCAGUUAUUUUGGUGAAGCAAUGUCUAAUCCAAAAGAUUCUCAAAAAGUUCAAUUGAUUCCUGAAGAAAUUGGAGCAGAAGCGGCAAAGCGUUUAUUAAACGAAAUUUAUAAGGGUGGAUGUACUGAUUCUUCAGCCCAAGCUUUAGCUACAACAUUUAUGACGCUUUGUGAUAAAGAUGUUUCAAAAUUUUUGUUUGGUCCUUUGUCAUUUUAUUGUGUCCACACAAUGAGAAAUUUACGUUUAUUUUUUAAUCACACAUUUAAAUUGGAUGAAUUAUGGAAAUUAGAAAAAAAGGAAUUUGAUGAAGAAAAGAAGAGGAGAUGUACUGGAAGUGAAGAUAAAUGUUUGUUAACUUGUGUUGGUAUUGGUUAUUAUAAUAUAAACAAAAUAUUAAUUUAA